Molecule: messenger RNA, 765 nt
Organism: Paramecium pentaurelia
Lineage: Eukaryota; Ciliophora; Oligohymenophorea; Peniculida; Parameciidae
Source: the annotation of a GenBank genome assembly
AUGAUUUUACAGAUAAAAAUAAGAUGGGUGUAAAAAAAAUUAUUGAAAUGGAAGGAAAAUUUAUUUUUCAUUGUAUUUUAAAAAUGUUCUAAAUUUUAGAUAUGGUUGAUUAAAAAUAAUCAAGUUAAAACUAUAUUUGAUGAUUAAAUGAAGUAUUAGCAUAUUUAGUUAUCAAGCCUCUUUUUUAUUAAUGAUGUACAAUUUUUUGAACCUAAUAAUUUAACUUCUGAUCUAUUUUUGAUGUAAAUGAUUUUUAUAAGUAAAUAUAACUUAUAAGUACUGUAUUUGUAAAUUUAUUUGGUUUAAUUUGAGAACAGCAUUCCAAUUAUUGUAACAAGCAAAUCAAAUUCAAAAAGUAGUAUAGAUUAUAGAAUAAAGAUAUUAUAAUUUAACCCAGAUGUAACAUUAUCAUUUUAGUCAAUUAAUUAGCAAUUCAUCAACUAAUCCUUAGCAAACACUAGAGAUAAUAUUAAAUUAACAACAUUCAAAUAAUAAUAUUCACUUUUCCUAUAAAACUUAUUUGAAUUGAAAGUAUAAAUAAAUGCUCACAGUUAUUACACAUAUGAAAUUUGUAAUACUUCAUUACAUUUUUUUGACCUAAGUAAUUUAUUCUGUAAUUUGACUAAACCAAAAAGGUUAUAUGAUUUUAUAAAGAUUAUCCAUUAAGGGCUUAUAUAAAACCUAAAUUAAAGUAUUUAUAUACAAUUUGAAAAUCAAUUUAUUUAGAAGAAAUGCUACAAUUAAAUGUUUUAGAAUAGCAAAUGA